Messenger RNA from Acanthopagrus latus (yellowfin seabream), 4230 nucleotides. RefSeq names its product SHOC2 leucine rich repeat scaffold protein (gene shoc2). Lineage: Eukaryota; Metazoa; Chordata; Actinopteri; Spariformes; Sparidae. The transcript has 9 exons. Bases 512 to 2260 code for a protein of 582 amino acids. Gene Ontology annotation, molecular function: protein binding. The record is from RefSeq and is a predicted model, not a curated record.
ACUGCGCUCAGCUGGCUGCAGCAGAGGUUUCCCCUCUCGGUCGAACUCACGGCGGACGGGUCGGUCCGCGUCCGACAGCCGCUCUGCUCGGGCCUACACACACAGUUAGCGCUGCCUGAGAUGAAGCUAACUGCUGGAUCAAGUCUUGGAGGGAUUUAAAAAAAAAAAAACUUGAUGACCUUUGCAGUCUGAAAGAACUUCUAUCCGAAGGUCCUGGGAUUGUAUGCAGUUCAAACACUUAAGCAUGUGGCCCAUGGGUGCCACAAUCCAGCUACUUCAAAGGAUUUUUUCUCCCAUGGCAUUUUAACAAAGGAACAAAGUUUCAGUAAUAUCCAAAAAACCUUUGGAUCACAAGGCCUUUAUUUCAAGGAUAAUCAAAAAUGUGUGGGCCUGCACAGGGAUGUUUUCCUUAAAAGCCUUCUUGGCUGUCUGUGUCCCUUUUUUCCCGAACAAGUAACCUGACAAGAGAGACUCCCAUGAGCAACUCUGCAGGAGGCCCGAUAACGUCGACAUGAGUAGUACUUUAGGCAAAGAAAAAGAUUCGAAAGAAAAGGACCCCAAAGGUGGUCCUGCGGGGAAAGAAAGGGAAAAGGAGGCCAAGGCUCUAGCCGGCUUAGUCAAGGAUGGUGGCAAAGAAACGAAGACCAAAGGGAAAGAUGCCAAAGAAGGAAAGAAGGACACCAGCAGCUCAACACCGGGUGUUGCCUUCUCCGUUGACAAUACGAUAAAGCGGCCAAACCCUGCACCAGGUACGCGCAAGAAGUCCAGCAAUGCCGAGGUGAUCAAAGAGCUUAACAAGUGCCGGGAGGAGAACUCAAUGAGACUAGAUUUAUCUAAACGGUCCAUUCACAUGCUGCCCACCUCCAUUAAGGAGUUGACGCAGCUGGCUGAACUCUACUUAUACAGCAACAAGCUGCAGAGCCUGCCGGCCGAGGUGGGUUGCCUGUCAGGCCUGGUCACCUUGGCCCUGAGUGAGAACUCCCUGACCAGUUUGCCUGACUCCUUGGACUCCCUUAAGAAGCUUCGAAUGCUCGACCUCCGGCACAACAAGCUGAGAGAGAUACCACCUGUUGUCUACCGGUUGACUUCACUUACCACGCUGUACCUGCGCUUCAACCGCAUCACAACAGUGGAGAAGGACAUCCGAAACCUAUCCAAGCUCACCAUGCUCAGCAUCCGUGAGAACAAGAUUAAACAGCUGCCCGCAGAGAUAGGGGAGCUGUGCAGCCUCAUUACUCUGGAUGUUGCCCACAACCAGUUGGAGCACCUACCGAAGGAGAUUGGCAAUUGCACACAGAUAACAAACCUCGACUUGCAGCACAAUGAGCUCUUAGACCUCCCAGAGACUAUAGGCAAUCUGGCAAGCAUAAAUCGCUUAGGUCUGAGAUACAACAGAUUGUCAGCCAUUCCCAGAUCAUUAGCUAAAUGUCGAGAACUGGAGGAGUUAAACCUUGAAAACAACAACAUUUCAGUGUUGCCAGAGGGCCUACUAUCAAGUUUGGUCAACCUGACCAGUCUAACACUGGCAAGGAACUGCUUCCAGUCGUACCCUGUGGGCGGACCAUCCCAGUUUUCCACCAUCUACUCCCUCAACAUGGAGCACAACCGCAUCAACAAGAUCCCCUUUGGUAUCUUCUCCAGGGCCAAAGUGUUAAGCAAGCUUAACAUGAAGGACAACCAGUUAACAUCUCUGCCACUGGACUUUGGCACAUGGACUAGCAUGGUUGAGCUGAACCUGGCCACCAAUCAGCUGACAAAGAUCCCAGAGGAUGUCUGUGGUUUAGUCUCUCUGGAGGUUUUAAUAUUGUCCAAUAAUCUUCUCAAGAAGUUACCACAUGGUAUUGGAAAUCUGAGAAAGCUACGGGAGCUCGACUUGGAGGAGAACAAGUUGGAAUGUCUACCUAAUGAAAUUGCUUAUCUUAAAGAUUUACAGAAAUUGGUGUUGACAAAUAAUCAGCUGACAACGUUACCCAGGGGCAUCGGCCACCUCACCAACCUGACUCAUCUUGGUUUGGGGGAGAACCUGCUGCAACACCUUCCGGAGGAGAUUGGUACACUGGAGAACCUGGAGGAACUGUACCUCAACGACAACCCCAACCUGCACAGCCUCCCGUUCGAGCUGGCCCUCUGCAGCAAGCUGUCCAUCAUGAGCAUUGAGAACUGUCCCCUCAGCCACCUGCCGCCACAGAUUGUCGCAGGAGGCCCCUCCUUCAUUAUCCAGUUCCUCAAGAUGCAGGGACCGUACCGUGCCAUGGUCUGAGCCAAGAGCAGCUCAAUCCCAGUCCUACUUAACUCCAAACCCUCCACUUGCUCUGCACCCGCUCGCCUGCCCGCCCCCAUUACGUGUAUCAUACACUGUAAAGAAAACAGACUUGCCACAAUCAGUGUCGGGGGCAAAUACAAGGAGGAAGGAGGAGAAAAUGUCUCUUUCACCGCCCUUGGGCAGAAACAAGGCGUUUCUUUGGAGACUUGAAUUCUGUCUUACUCCAGAGUUUAUCACGGUCAUUUCAGGACCCCAGCCACCCCCCUCAUCUUUCAUUCCCAAUCAUACAAGAGGAAAUAUUUCCAUCUCUUUGCCAAAACUGAAGAUAUAUAAAGUUAUAUAUAUUGAGUAACUGUGAGCUAAGUGGCAAGUCUUUUAACCAUAUAAACCGUGCUCCCAUUGCCAAUGUAUUUACAGUAAUUACAAGCAUCUAUUAUGUGAGCAAGGAUACAAUUGUAUGCAAAAACAAACAAAAAAAAGUCUUUGGAACUUCACAUUUACUGCUGCUGCCGUAAUUUUAACUUUGUCAUCCUGUUUUAUUUUCUUUUGAUAUGCCCUCUUUUUUUACACCACCUUCACUCAAGAUAACUUAUGUUAAUUGCUUCUUGACCACAGAGAACAAAGGUCUAAUGAUGGCGUGUUUAUAAUUUCUUUUUUGUAUAUUUUUUUUUAUCUUUUAGGUUUUAAAAAAAAAACUGUGCCUAUGUUUAGAGUGAUCCAGUGGUUCAUUUCUAAACACGAUUGUCCAUGAGAAUACAAAGAUAUAAAUUAUUUCUAUAAUUCUUUUUUUUUUUAAUUACUGCUGUUUUUACUAUAGUUUUUCUUUUUUUUUUUUUUUAGUGCUGUUGCAUUAAUCUGUCCAAGCAAGUGAUAUCAGUCAUUGGAGGUCUUUUUAACAAAAAGCAGCAGUAGUUGUUAAACAUUGAGCUAGUAAUGUAAACAUGUGAGAAAUCCCAAUCAUACAUGCUUGGAAAACUAAAAAGCAAGUUGGACUUUUCUCUGAAAGGGGAGGUGCUGCGACCCCCAUCUGUAACGCUUUUGUGUGACAAAAAGGUAUUGGAAAAAAGUCAGACAUGCAUAGGUGAUGGGAUAAAUGAUGGAGAUGUUUUUUAUACAUGUAUACAAAUCCUGGUUGUUGCCUUGAGUGCAAUUUUUAGUUAUGUUUACUUAUUUGAAAUUAUCUUCAGUGUUGGGCUGCAGAGCUGUCAUUCAAUUAAUCAUCGACCAACAUAUCAAGCGUUUCUAAAAAGACGUUAUCUGGGUCUCUGGAGCAAGUGAUGAGUGUAUCAGAGCUUCAAAAGAGGUUUGAUAAUAAAACAUUGACAGGUAACACUUCCUUUUUGUUAAUAUCCUUUAUUUUCUGUGUUUUUUUGUUUUUUUUUGUUUUUUUUAACAGGGUCUCCUCAGAAUCGUACCUACAUGGUGGGAAAUGUUCCCUUUGAUUUAGAUUUGUAAUUUAAUCCUUUUUUUUUGUCCCACACUGUCCCAGCAAUGCUGCUGCUCUUAUGCACUUUUUAAAAACACAUUGGCAUCCUCGAUCUUAAGAAAAAACACACAGUAGCCUCUCAUUAAUUAUUUUGAAUGGGGGCAUUUUGUUUCAUAAAGAAGUAUUUUAUCUGUUAAACAAACGGUUUAUCAUGUAAAUUUGUAUCAAUUAAAUAUAAAUGUUGAAUUUUAGAAUAUACUAGUAACUUUGUUUGGGGAAGUUUUAUCCUGUCAAUCUUUAAAUGAACUUGCUCUCUUGAACUGUUAAAGGGUCUGUGUGGCUUUGAGAUGUUUUAAGAUUCCCAUAUCCUGCUUUCUUAAUCGCAAUAGAAAUGGCUUAUUGCAGUUCAGACCAGGAUUGUUUAUUUUAAAUCAAUUUACAUUGAGUGUUUUCUUUUCUUUUUUUUUCCAAAAUGAUGAAAUGUGUAUUCAGUUAGUAUUAUUUCAAGUGACUGUACAUUAAAAAUCCCAACGAAAGGUAA